Molecule: messenger RNA, 707 nt
Organism: Hibiscus syriacus
Lineage: Eukaryota; Viridiplantae; Streptophyta; Magnoliopsida; Malvales; Malvaceae
Exons: 2
Coding region: 251-700 (149 amino acids)
Source: RefSeq, a predicted model, not a curated record
UUUCCCACCACCAGGAUAUGAAAAGAAGGCUAGGACCAAUGACGUGGACUUGCUAAAUAAGGUCACAGUGCGGAGAAGUUUAUCCAGAAAGAGAAGGUUAGGGAUAAAGAUCGAAGCAGUUUGUCAGGUGAGAAGAAACUCGCUGGGCACAUUUCAGGUUAAAUUAGAGAAAAGAUUGGCCAGAAUUGUCAUCUGGCUGAAGAUUUCCGGGAUUCUAAAUUUGUGCAGGAGUUGGCGGGGAGGGUCAGAGAUGAAGGUUCAGGAGCUAGAAGCGAAUUGGUGGAUAUGUUUACGGGUAGUGACCGGAAAAAGGAUGAGGGAAUGGUCAGUUUUGUUGCUUAGACUGCUAAUAAAUUGGCUGAAGAGAAGGAAGAGACCAAGAAAAGUGAUGAUAGGAAGUUCAAUGUGCAAGGAAUCGGGGAGGAAACGAGAGCUGGUGGAAAUGAUAUGGUUUCGAACCUUUCUGCAGCAGAUAAAGCUAGAGUUGAAGGGAUCCCCAAUCAAGUGGAGAAUAAUGCCGAGAGACACGGGGAAGGGAAAGAAAAAACCAAAGAAAAAGGAGAUGAUAAAAUCAGGGAUAAACGCAAGGAUAAACACAGAGAGAAGAAAAGUCACAGAAAAGAUAAGGAUAGGGACAAAGCGAAGGAGGAGAAGGCUAAGGCGAAAGGUGAACAUAGGAAUUUGGCGUUGGAUAACUUAAAAGGAAG